CACUUCUCUUUCUCUCUGCUGUGAGAGAUUCUUGAGAGUAGUAAUCAAUUGUUUAUAACAGUUAUGGGUGUGGAUUAUUACAAGAUUCUGCAAGUUGACAAGAAUGCUAAAGAUGAAGAUUUAAAGAAGGCUUACAGGAAGCUCGCAAUGAAGUGGCAUCCUGAUAAGAACCCUAAUAACAAGAAGGAUGCAGAAGCCAAAUUUAAGCAGAUAUCUGAAGCCUAUGAUGUUUUGAGUGAUCCCCAGAAGAGAGCAGUAUAUGAUCAAUAUGGUGAAGAAGGACUCAAGGGUCAGAUGCCACCACCUGAUGCCGCCGCUGGUCCUGGCGGAGCCACCUACUUCUCCACCGGCGGAGGCACACCGUUCUCCUUCAACCCCAGAAACGCCGAUGAUAUCUUCGCUGAGUUUUUUGGGUUCAGGGGAAUGGGAAGUGGUGGAGAUGGUGGUGGCGUGAGAGGAACAAGAUUCUCCAGCAAUAUGUUUGGUGACAAUAUGGGAGGAUUCGAUAACAUUUUCAGCUCUUUUGGCAGCGGAGGCGGUGGUGGAGCUUUUGGCAACGGCGGCGGAGUUGGAUCAGGCACCCGGAAAGAUUCUCCUAUAGAGAGGAGUCUUCCAUGUACCCUUGAAGAGCUCUACAAAGGUACUACAAAGAAGAUGAAGAUCUCAAGAGACAUUGCAGACAUUAGUGGCAAGACAAUGACAGUGGAGGAGAUACUAAACAUUAACAUAAAACCUGGAUGGAAAAAGGGCACCAAGAUCACAUUCCCAGAAAAAGGAAACGAGCAGCCAAACAUGAUCCCAGCGGAUCUCGUGUUUGUGAUCGAUGAAAAACCGCACACCACUUUCACUCGUGACGGAAACGACUUGGUUCUAACACGACGGAUAAGUUUGGCCGAAGCGUUGGCUGGUUGCACGGUCUAUUUGACCACGCUGGAUGGCAGGAACCUCACCAUUCCAGUCAAUAACGUGAUCCAUCCGGAAUACGAGGAGGUGGUCCCUAGAGAAGGAAUGCCGAAUUCCAAAGACCCGACAAAGAGAGGGAACCUGAGGAUUAAGUUCAAUAUCAAGUUUCCAUCGAGAUUAACUGCGACUCAGAAGAGCAAGAUUAAAGAACUACUUAACGGUUAAGCUGGGAACGCCUUUGUGCAUAUUAAGUUGUUGUAUCGGGUUUUUUUGGGUUUUACAGUGGAUGAUAUAAGAUACAAUAAUUGGAACCAAGAGGAAAGUUGUAGUUGCAAUUGAUUGUUUGAAGUAGAAUGAGAUUAUGAAUCUCUCCUGCAAUGUAAUCGACAUUUUCUAUCGAUUUUUAAACAUCAUCCAUUUUAUGUUCAA
Messenger RNA from Cynara cardunculus var. scolymus (artichoke), 1332 nucleotides. Its product is annotated as dnaJ homolog subfamily B member 13-like. Lineage: Eukaryota; Viridiplantae; Streptophyta; Magnoliopsida; Asterales; Asteraceae. Gene Ontology annotation, molecular function: protein-folding chaperone binding. The record is from RefSeq and is a predicted model, not a curated record. The coding region runs from base 64 to 1128 and encodes 354 amino acids. Gene Ontology annotation, cellular component: cytosol. The transcript has 3 exons.